Molecule: messenger RNA, 4203 nt
Organism: Hippoglossus stenolepis (Pacific halibut)
Lineage: Eukaryota; Metazoa; Chordata; Actinopteri; Pleuronectiformes; Pleuronectidae
Gene: bmp3
Product: bone morphogenetic protein 3
Exons: 3
Coding region: 327-1814 (495 amino acids)
Biological process (GO): SMAD protein signal transduction; BMP signaling pathway; osteoblast differentiation
Cellular component (GO): extracellular region
Molecular function (GO): cytokine activity; growth factor activity
Source: RefSeq, a predicted model, not a curated record
CUGGUCCCACAAGCCCUAUAAUACCAAGCACAACAUGCUUUACCUUCAAUGAAAGCUGAGACGGGGGCACGGUUGACUGCUGGUCCCGAACUCAGAGCAGAGCUCGUCUACAAAACCAAGAGCGUCGCUGUUCCUGCAGCUCACUUCUCCCACAUCUGCUCUGCGGGACUUUUUAUCUUCCACUGCGCGUUCACAUCUGCAACUUUAUCUACUGCAGCUUGGAUAGCGCUGCCACUCUCUCCCCCGCGCGGCUCCAUCCCCUCCUCGCUGGGCCCGGUGUCAGAGGUGAUGGUACCACGCUCUCACGGAGGACCGCUCCUCAGGUGAUGGUCUUUUUGGAGAUAGGCACCACUUCUGGAAACGCUCUCGCUCUUCCACAACUGUCGUUUCCCCCCCGUCGUUGUCUUCGCUUUGGCUCGAGCAUGGCUCUGUACUCUCGGUUUGUGGUCGUGCUGCUUUACGGAUGGAGUUAUCUGUGCGUUGGAUACUGCGCGAUGCUGAAGACUGACACUGUCCCAGAGAGGCGAAAGGUGGAUUUUACGCAUUCGGAGGAUAACAAGCAUCAGGCACAGGAGGAGCAGGAGCUGCUUUUACAGGAUACAAUGACGGAACACAUGCAGAUGCUUUACGCGAAGUACAACCGGGCUGGAUUUCCCUUCAAGGACGGAAACACUGUCCGCAGCUUCAAAGCGCACUGGGGGACCAUAAACAAGAAGCAGCUGCAGAUUUUCAACCUCACCUCCCUCACCAAGUCCGAAGACGUUCUGUCGGCCACUCUUCACUAUUACAUCGGAGACCUUCAGAACGGCACCCACGGCUGCUCCAGGACCAAGAGCUGCGGCCGCCACGGGCCCCGCAGACACAGCCACGUCCACAUGGUCGUCUGGAGCUUCGCCUCCGUGGACAACAACAUGAGGACGCUCGGACAGUUUCGAAUCAACGUGUCCACCCUCUACAGGGACUUCAUAUCCUGGCAGUGGAAGGACAUCACUCGUGUGGUGAACCAGGCCAAGCAUCACGACGAGCUGCUCAUCGGCAUCGACGUGGCCUCACAGGGGCCCCAGCCGUGGAAGAAGCUGCUGUCAGACCGCUCGCCCUACAUCCUGGUCUACGCCAACGACUCGGCCAUUUCAGAACCCGAGAGUGUGGUCGCCACCCUGCAGAGACACCACUCAGUGGGGGGGGAGGGCCCCGUCUCACAGGGGCCCCAUAAGCUGGGCCUACGUGAGCGAAACCACACCGAGCAAGCCGAACAGCUCCGACACAAGCGCUCGGUGAACGUUCUGCUGCCGCUGCAAAACAACGAGCUCCCCGGUCCCGAGUAUCCGUACGAGACGACCGGCUGGGACGAGACUAGUCCGUACGAACCUUUCGAGAACAAGCAGGCCCGCCGGCCACGCAAAAAGACGCGCAAGAAUCAGCGGCACAAGAUGCCCCUGCUGCAGUUCGACGAGCAGACCAUCAAGAAGGCGCGGAAGAAGCAGUGGAUCGAGCCCAGGAACUGCGCACGCAGGUACCUGAAGGUGGACUUCGCUGACAUCGGGUGGAGCGAAUGGAUAAUAUCGCCAAAGUCGUUUGACGCCUACUACUGCUCAGGGUCCUGCCAGUUCCCCAUGCCCAAGGCUCUGAAGCCGUCGAACCACGCCACCAUCCAGAGCAUAGUGCGGGCGGUGGGCGUCGUCCCGGGCAUCCCUGAGCCGUGCUGCGUCCCGGAGAAGAUGUCCUCCCUCAGCAUCCUGUUCUUCGACGAGGACAAGAACGUGGUGCUGAAGGUCUACCCCAACAUGACUGUGGACUCCUGCGCCUGUAGAUAGUUUAUUUGUUUUUUUCAAUGUCUCGUUCCUUCGAAGCUUGUUCACGUCAAACUUAUGUCACACAGAAAAAGAAACAAACAUCAACACAUGCAGCCAAGCGAAACUCUCUCCUCCCGUCUCUUCAGUCCCACUCCCUCACCGGCGCCCACUGAACACGACUUCCCUUUUGCACUGGAGGAGAGCACUGCCUGUUGUCCCAGGCGAAGAGGAGACGGCUGCGUUCACGGGGAAGGGACGGACCGCGCGACUUCAUCCUCGAGGAAGACAAACUGGAAACGGGAAAAAAGUCAAGUCUCCACGCUCCCACCUCGCCACUGUUCAUCCUGUCGUCUCUAUCGAGAGCCGCUUGAACCACAGACUCACUCUCAAGACAUGAAAACACAGAACGAGGCACAGACCCACGGACAGAGGAGGAAGGACCUGAUACUCGUGGAGGGCGGAGGGGAGGGUCACCCUCGUCUUCCUCUUCUUCACAGCUCGACUUUGCUCAUUACCACAAGGUCCCCUCUGCUCGCACUUGCAUGGUUUUCGUUACUAUGUGUCUGUAUUUAUGUCUGUACUAUCACUGUGUUAUUCACUAUAUGAGACGUUAUCGUGUAAUUAUUGGCUUGGCUGCUAUAGAGAGAUAUAUUAGAUUCCAAAGCCAGAGUUGUGACGCGGCCGGUAGGAAGCCUCACACGCGUUCAGAUCACGGCUCCCUCAUCUUCAGAGUUUCUUCUACUGGAAGGACGAAGCUACAUUUCAUCUGUGGUUCUUCAUUAACACUUUUUCUUUUUGAGGAGACCCAUAAUUCCAUUGCUUUGCCCGAGAAAAUGUUCAAGCUUUACUAGAGUUAGUUUUGAAAGAUAAAGGGAUGAAACAUAUCAGAAGGAGGAACUGGUAGAUUGAAUAAGUGUAGAACCGACUCGAUGACACGUGUGUGGAGUCAAACGUGUCGGGGGUGAUUCGUUCGGAAAGAAAAUCAAAUAAGUCACGAGACUUAGCAAACGUCGAGGAUUCAACCAACGAGCCCGACUUCUUUUAUUCUUCUUUUUUUGGGGCAUCGUUAAGAUAAUGUUUAAAACUAUGUGUCGUCUUUACAGCAUCGAAUGGCGUUUAUUAAGAAAAAGCUAUCGUAAACUCCCAGAAUGCCUCUGGAAACGUGUUCAUGUCUAAUCUGGUCUCUAGAAACCUCAGCAUCACGGCAAUAUUCAGCGCUGGUCUGGAAUCAGUUUGGUUUUAAACUAUUUACAUUUAAAAGUGCCUGGAUUGUUUUUAAAAGGUUAAAAAAGCUCCACCACAUUCUCCCAAAAUGUCUCAUAAGUAAAAAACCAAAUGCAACAAACAUGACAUGUGAUAUAAUGAAUGAUCAGUGAGAGUUGGGUCACAUGAGCCUUUACUGUUAUUGUAUUAUGUGGAUUUUACAUACAUUUUACAGGGGGUUGCAUCAACUUGGAACAACAGGCGUCAGAGUUCAAGGAACCAAAUAUUUAUUCAGAGCUAAUUAAAAGUAAAAAAAUAUAGCAGCAUCAUGUUUUCUAUACACUUGUACAUUGUCUUUGUAUAUAGCUCUCUACGCUGAUGACGCUCUAUUGUACCUCUGAGGUGGAAGUGCCUUGAGAACCAGUGGAUCUCUGCUGGGAUCCACCGUCCCAGCAGAGAGGGGGAACUGAGCUCAGUUUGCAGAAGUCACAGGAGGCAGCUGAGGUUGUUUUUUUCACGGUACAGAACACGUCGUCUACGGCUUAGAUCUUAUUCUCGAUGGUCGUCGGUGGAAUUUAUUCUAAAAUGUAUUUCAAAUAAUUCACUAUUUUGGUAUUUUCAGAGACAUUUAUUUUGUGUCGAUAGCUGAGGGCAGAUUGUUUAACUUUAUAUAUAUUUUGUACUGACACUUUUUUUGUGCUUCCUACACCUUUGUGCCAACGCAGGUUUUUAGCAAUGCAUGGCUGUUGAAAGUGGCGCCCCCCUGUGGUCGCGACAGUCAUGACCAGUUGUGUCGGGGGCCUGAACCCAGGUCUAAAGUUCGUAGUGCAGGUUUCAAACACGCGCACGUACACACUUCAAGUACACCAGCAGUUCGCGAGAGGUUUUUCUAUUCCCCUGUUCAACCCUAACUUGUAAAUGUUUUACUGUAGGUUUAAAAAAAAUGCUUGUACAAUAAGCUUCAUAAAAUAUAUUUGUAUAUGGAAAUGACCUUUAACAUGCAUCUAUUUAUUUUCUGUAUGUUGCAUAUCAUGUGGAGGUGUGGUCUGGGAAACGGAGACUGGAGCCCUGACAUGUUGAUGCUCUUUAUAUCUGUGAUGGACGUUAGUCGCUGCUGAUGUGAAGGUGUGGUGAACUGUUUAAAGCCCCCGAGCUCCGACCCUCCUUACAAAGCAUUCAAAGAAAUGAAUAAAAGUAUGCAAUAGUA